UGGGCCGGUGCUCCAUCACAAUGACCCUCUCAAUUAUCUGCUGCGCACAGGAACCCUGGUGGUGAUCAUAGCCACAUGCAUGUCACUCACCAAAAGAGGACGAGAUAUUUAUCACAAGCAGAGAGAGAUAACGAGAGAGAGAGAGAGAGAUCUCAAAGAGUUGUGUAAGCAGAAAUGGUGAACGAAAAGAAUGCCUACAGAGCUCAUUGUCUGGUCUUAGCCUAUCCAACCCAAGGCCACAUUAAUCCCAUGCUCCAAUUCUCCAAGCGUUUGGAGCACAAAGGAGUAAGAGUUACACUCGUCACCACCUACUCCAUCUCCAAGACCAUACAUAAAGAAGCCACCUCCAUUGCUCUCGAGACAAUCUCUGACGGCUACGACGACGGCGGGAUAGAGCAAGCGGAGAGCAUCCAGGCCUAUUUGGAACGCUUUUGGCGAGUCGGCUCGCAAACUCUGUCUCAGCUCCUUGAGAAGCUUUCUAGCUCAGGCUGCCCGGUUGACUGCAUUGUUUAUGAUGCUUUCUUGCCUUGGGCUCUAGACGUAGCCAAAAAGUUUGGGUUAGUCGGGGCUGUGUUUUUCACACAAUCUUGUGCUGUUGAUAACAUAUUGUUCCAUGUCUACAAAGGAGUUCUUAAACUCCCUCUUUCAGAGCCAGAAAUUUUGCUUCCUGGGUUGCCGCCACUUCAACCUCAGGAUACGCCGUCCUUCAUUUGUGAUUUCGGAUCCUACCCAGCUUUCUUUGACAUGGUUGUGCAACAAUUCUCCAAUAUUGACAAAGCUGAUUGGGUCCUUUGCAACACGUUUUAUGAGCUAGAGCAAGAGGUGGUGGAUUGGAUGGCAAAGAUAUGGCCAUUGAGGACAAUAGGACCUACCAUACCAUCCAUGUUCUUAGACAGGCGACUUAAAGAUGACAACGUCUAUGGCUUCAGCAUCUUCAAACCAAGCACCGAUGCUUGCAUGACAUGGCUAAAUGAUCGCACAAAAGGGUCGGUUGUUUAUGUUUCUUUUGGGAGUAUGGCGGCUCUUGAAGUCGAGCAAAUGCAAGAAUUAGCUUGGGGAUUGAGAAUGAGCAAUAGAUACUUCUUGUGGGUUGUCAGGAAAUCGGAAGAGGCAAAGCUCCCCGAAAACUUCGUGGAGGAGACGUCCGAGAAGGGAUUGGUGGUCCGUUGGUGUCCUCAGUUGGAGGUCUUAACUCACGAGGCAGUGGGAUGCUUUGUUACACAUUGUGGAUGGAAUUCUACUCUGGAGGCCCUCAGCUUCGGUGUUCCGAUGGUCGCAGUGCCACAAUGGACAGACCAAAGCACAAAUGCAAAAUAUAUAAUGGAUGUUUGGAAGAUGGGGCUGAAAGCUCCGGUUGAUGAGAAAGGGUUGGUCAGGCGAGAAGCAGCAAAACAUUACAUCAGGGAAAUAAUGGAGGGAGAGAGAGGGAAAGAGAUAAAGAAAAAUGCCUUAAAAUGGAGGAAAUUGGCCAAAGAAGCGGUUGACGAUGGUGGAAGUUCUGAUAUGAACAUUGAAGAAUUUGUAGCUAAAUUGGUUCACUCUUAAGUCCAUUUCCUAAGUUGUAGUUGUUUCUUCGUCCAAUCUGAAAGGUUA
Messenger RNA from Alnus glutinosa, 1593 nucleotides. Its product is annotated as UDP-glycosyltransferase 74F2-like. Gene Ontology annotation, molecular function: UDP-glycosyltransferase activity. The record is from RefSeq and is a predicted model, not a curated record. The transcript is spliced from 2 exons. NCBI's taxonomy places the organism in Eukaryota, Viridiplantae, Streptophyta, Magnoliopsida, Fagales, Betulaceae. Bases 175 to 1545 code for a protein of 456 amino acids.